Molecule: messenger RNA, 2711 nt
Organism: Phyllostomus discolor (pale spear-nosed bat)
Lineage: Eukaryota; Metazoa; Chordata; Mammalia; Chiroptera; Phyllostomidae
Gene: ZBTB3
Product: zinc finger and BTB domain containing 3
Exons: 2
Coding region: 611-2164 (517 amino acids)
Biological process (GO): regulation of transcription by RNA polymerase II
Cellular component (GO): nucleus
Molecular function (GO): RNA polymerase II cis-regulatory region sequence-specific DNA binding; DNA-binding transcription factor activity, RNA polymerase II-specific; protein binding
Source: RefSeq, a predicted model, not a curated record
CGCAGCUGCUAGUUCUCUGACACCACCAUUACUGAGUCACGAGCCCGAACCGUCAGACUGAGGGGAACGAAGCAGUAACGAACAUUAAAGGCAGUCACAGUUCGAGAGUGAGAGAGGGACAGAGAGAGACCAUUACAGUUCAAAGAAGUGUUGCUAUUGCUCCCGGUUACGGCAGAGCAGGGUCUAAAAACAGGGGACUCCUGAGUGCCACACGAGCUUGUUGGCUCUUUUGCUCCCCGCCACCCUGCAGCUGACGCAACACAACAGCCUGCGAAGUGGAGGUCCGGGCGCUGGCUCGAAAGCUCGUCGCGCUCUGGUCCCUAAAGCCGGGUCCCUGCUUCAGGUAGAAGCUCAGCCAAUCCAGAGGGCUCUGAAGCAAAGAAGGAGGGACGAGGAAUUAAAGUUGAAGACAGGAAUGCCAACCAAUCCAGCGCCUAGCUGCCUGAGCGACGGACACCAGCACCCACUUGGAAACGCCGCUCAAAGAGGAAGGAUGGUUAGUGGACAGUGAACCAAUCCGUGACAAGAGAAGGCAAACUUGCGCCCAUUACAUCUAAGAAGGGAACCACUGGUGGGGAUCUUUGUGGGGGAUUUCCCUCUGUGGGGUGCUAUGGAGUUCCCAGAACACAGCCAGCAGCUGCUGCAGAGCCUUCGCGAACAGCGGUCCCAGGGUUUUCUUUGUGACUGCACCGUGAUGGUGGGUAGCACCCAAUUCUUGGCCCAUCGGGCUGUGCUGGCCUCCUGCAGCCCGUUCUUCCAGCUUUUCUACAAAGAGCGGGAGCUGGACAAGAGAGAUCUGGUGUGCAUCCACAACGAGAUUGUCACGGCCCCGGCCUUUGGGCUGCUUCUGGACUUUAUGUAUGCUGGCCAGCUGGUCCUGAGAGGGGAUACCCCUGUGGAAGACGUGCUGGCAGCAGCCAGCUACUUGCACAUGAAUGAUAUCGUCAAGGUGUGUAAGCGGCGGCUGCAGGCGCGGGCCCUGGCAGAGGCAGACAGUACCAAGAAGGAGGAGGAAACCAGCUCACAGGCCCCUAGUGUGGAGUUUUUGUCCAACACUUCCCGGGGCCCUCAGCCUUCCGUGGCAUCUGCUGAGACAUCAGGCCACUGGGCCAAAGGGGAAUGGAAAGGACCUGCGGCUCCCUCACCUACUGUAUGUCCUCCAGAUGAGCCACCAGUGCCUGGUGGGGCUGACACUACACAGCCUGGAGUGGAGGUUGACUCGCUGCAUCUGCGGGCACCUCCUCCACCAGUGGCUGACGUCUCCCUUGCCAGCCCCAGUAGCUCCACAGAGAACAUUCCUGCAAACUACUUCUCUGGCCUCCCAGCAGUUUCAGUGGAGCCACUGGCUCCCCUUGUGGGUUCUGAGAGUUCGAGGGUGACGGAGCCAAGGGGUACUGGAGCACCAUCGCAAGGCUUUUAUCCCCCAGCUUCGGCUGCAGCCCCAGCCCCAGCCCCAGCCCCAGCCCCAUCCCAGGCUCCAGCCCCAGCGGAAGCUGAACUGGUCCAAGUGAAAGUAGAAGCUAUUGUGAUUUCUGAUGAGGAGCCGGAUCUGUCAGAGGAACAGCCUCAGGGGCCUGAGGGACUGUUCCCGCCUGGAGGGGCAAUGUAUGGCGGACAGCCCCCCCAGCAAGAGGCUUUUGAGGAGCCAAGGGCAGCAGGAUUAGAGGAGGUGGGGCCAAGUGACCACUUUCUGCCCCCAGACUCUCACCUACCCUACCAUUUGGUGCCAGGUGCAGCACAGUAUCAGCGAGGAUUGGUGACCCCACCCCUGCCUGCACCCUCAACCCUACAUGAGCCACUUUACCUGCCUUCUGAGUAUGAAGCAGCACCAGGAAGCUUCGGUGUUUUUACUGAGGAUGUUCCCACUUGCAAGACAUGUGGGAAGACCUUCUCAUGCUCUUACACACUACGGCGCCACGCCACAGUGCACACACGUGAGCGACCCUAUGAGUGCCGGUACUGCCUGCGCAGCUACACGCAGUCAGGGGACCUGUACCGCCACAUCCGCAAGGCUCACAAUGAGGACCUGGCCAAACGCAGCAAACCGGAUCCAGAGGCCGGCCCCCUCCUAGGAGUGCAGCCCCUCCCUGGCUCCCCUACAGCAGACAGACAGAACUCUGGUGGAGGGCCACCCAAAGAUUUUGUACUUGGCCCCAAAAACUAAUGUGAGCUGAUGCUAGGCCUGCUGUUGCUAUCGAUGGAGCAGCAGCACAAAAGGUUGGAAGUAUCUCAUUUCCCCUGCUUGAUGACAGGAUGGAUCUGCCCAGGCUGAAGGUUCCUGCUGUCCUUUCCUUUACCCAGACAACUAGCAGGACCUUGAUGGGCAGAGCAUCUCAGCCAGCUCCUCUCCAAGGGCACUGGGAGUUUUCCCGGGUUAUAAUUGUUCUCCCUCCGAGUUCUGGACCAUAAAGCUAGCAGUGAAAGUAUCUCAUUGCACUGGUGUUGGCUGGUUUCUUCCCCAAACCUGCAUGACUCCUGACUCUUUCAUACCUCUCCUCUAGACCUUACGAGAAUUUGCCCUCUGUACUUGAGUAGGGGUGGGGAUCAGGUCGCUUAUGAGGAAAGAAGUGAGAGGCAGAAGGCAAUGUAGACUUUGCUUAGGAAUAUAUGCAAAUUAGAGGAUCUUACACAAUUAUGGGUUAUUGUUGUAGUGAGCUCCUGUGUACUGGGCUGUAUUAGGGACUUCAUAUAAAUACCCAUUUAAUCCUCAA